AUGGGUAGAGGCAAGGAUGAGUUAGGAAUUCCUGGUAUUGUGGUUGGUGUUAGCAUUGAUGGAAAAACUGUUUGGUCAGAAGGUUUGGGUUAUGCAGACAUAGAAAAUAGAGUAUUGUGUUCUCCUGAUACUGUAAUGAGAAUUGCAAGCAUCAGCAAAAGCAUUACAAUGGCUGCAGUUGCUAAGCUUUGGGAGGAUGGAAAAUUAGAUCUGGACAAACCUAUUCAAGAAUAUGUGCCAUAUUUUCCAAAGAAAACUUUUGAAGGAAAACCAGUUGAGAUAACAUGUCGGCAACUUGUUUCACAUAUUGGUGGCAUUCGACAUUAUGACAAAAAUGUUCGCUUAUAUGAAGAAAAAGCAGAUUCCCAGAAUAAGAAUGAAAAACAGCCAAAUAAGAAAAAAGAAGAAUUUGAUCACAAAGAAUACUACAUUAAAGAUCAAUUUAAAGAUGUAAAAUCUGCUAUCGAUUUAUUUAAAGAAGACCCAUUAGUAGCCAAACCAGGAACCAGAUUUCAUUAUUCAACUCAUGCAUGGACUUUAAUUAGUGCUAUUGUGGAAUCAGCUGCUAAAGAAGAAUUUUCUAUUCAUCUCACUAAGCUUCUAAAAAACUUGGGAAUGGCAAAUACUCACCUAGAUAUCAAUCAUGUUUUAGUCUAUCAUAGAUCAAGGAAUUAUACUAAGGAUAAGAAUGGGAAAAUUUUAAAUGCACCUUAUGUUGACAACUCUUUUAAAUGGGCUGGUGGUGGCCUUUUAUCCACUGUUGGUGAUUUGUUACAAUUUGGGAAUGCAAUGCUUUACAGCCUUCAGUUCAAACCAUCUUUUUUGUUGAAUAAAAAUUCAAGUUUGAACAUAAUUGCUGAUAAAGGUUCAAAAUUAUCAAAUGACAUUAAUCAAUCAAACAAUAGUGCGCUUCCAGGCUAUCUCAAAUCAAAAACUGUUGAAGCAUUAUGGUCUCCAGUUGAGGUUAAUAAAGAAGCCAAGUAUGGAAUGGGUUGGUUUUUACAAGCAGAAAAACAAGAAUGCAAGUUUUGUCAAAAGAGUGAUUUUUGUGCUUUUCAUACAGGUGGAGCUGUAGGAGCUAGUAGCAUACUGCUAAUUUUACCUAAAGAACCCAAGUGCAAUGAAUUAAAGAAUGGUGAUAAUUGCAGUGCUCCUAAGGGAAUUAUAGUUGCAAUACUUGUAAAUCUUCAAUCAGUUAAUUUGAGUAAGAUUGCUUUAAAAAUUGCUCAAAUAUUUGACAUUUCUAACUGUGACAAUUGA
This is a messenger RNA of Uloborus diversus, 1260 nucleotides long. RefSeq names its product serine beta-lactamase-like protein LACTB, mitochondrial. The transcript is spliced from 7 exons. Lineage: Eukaryota; Metazoa; Arthropoda; Arachnida; Araneae; Uloboridae. The record is from RefSeq and is a predicted model, not a curated record. Bases 1 to 1260 code for a protein of 419 amino acids.